This is a messenger RNA of Vicia faba (fava bean), 1791 nucleotides long. Lineage: Eukaryota; Viridiplantae; Streptophyta; Magnoliopsida; Fabales; Fabaceae. The record is from the annotation of a GenBank genome assembly.
AUGGAAGGUGUACCGUUACAACGUAAAUCAUCAAAAUCUAAUAGGAGUAACGGUUCAAGUUCAAAGAGGCCACGGAUGUCCCAAUCAGAAGAUUAUACAAGCCUUUAUGGAACUGAAGAGUCAAAGGACAGUUUUGACAAGCUUGUAUCACAUAAUCUUAAGUGUACUUCUCCAGAGAAAAGUCCAUUGCCAAAGCAAAAGGGAAGUAAUAGCAAACGUGGUGAUAAGAAGAACUUUAAAGUGCCUUCUUCAAAGGCUAAAUUCGAGUCAUCCUCUAUGAAAAUGGGUACAUCAAUCUUCAGUUCUUCUAAUGGAGGAAACAACUUGUUUGGUUUGUAUGGUCUGAAACACGAUUUUCAUGAUGUCACAAAUCUCAUGGAUGAACCUCCGUUGGAUGAGCUUCUUAAGGGCACAUUUGAAUGUCCUAUUAUAAGCAAAGAUAAGGGGAAGAAAGUAUCAAAUAACAAUGAAAGUUUUUUGAGUUCAGUUAGAAAGGCUUGCUCUAUCAUUCAGUGCCCGAAACCUGUUCAGUCUCAAAACAUGGAGAUGGAUUACUCCCCCAACAAGAAAAUGUCCACUUCUCAAUUUAGUUCAAUUUGUGCAGUAGAAAACGAUUUAAAUGAGGAUAAAGAGCAGUCUUGCUCAACAGAUAUGUCUUCAUGUCAGAAGGAUUCUUGUAGCAAAACAGAUUGUAAAGCUAGUCCGCUUGACUUUCCAUUAUGUCAACCUAAGGAUGUAUUAGAACAGAUUGCACUACACCCGUUCCGAGAUUUUGAGUCUUUGCUGAUUGAUGUCUCCAAACUUGCGAUUAGUACAAAGAAUAGUAAUGAUCUACGUUCAGGCAAGCAGGUAUCUCGGCGACCAAGCUUGCAUCCUUCCCAUGGUCACAUGCUUUUUGGUGGCAAUUGUAGAACUAAUUCUGACACAGCUAAGUUAUCAACAAGUAGAAGUACGUGCCGAGGUAAAUGGACAAGGAUAGGUCUUAUUGCUAGCUCUACAGAUAUCGAUCGCAGUUCUUUCACAGACCUCAAUUCAUUCAGUUAUGAUCAGAGCCUUGUUCCUUCAUCUGGAAAUUCAGACAGCAAACUUAUUCAAUCUUUUUUUGCUAAUCUUCCUUUCCGCCGGUUGGAUUCUUCAUCAUCUGUAUCAUGUUCUAAAGAUUUUCAGGUUAAUACAGAAUUUGGAGGCCAAGUUGAAACUAAAGAAGAUGAUGAUCGUUGCCCGGCAGUAUUAGUUGCUGCACAAACUCUCUGUGAAAUUAAAACUCGCUCAGUUAGGCAGAGCUCAGAUGGAAUUUUAAGAUGGCAAAGGAAACCUUCACAUAAGGCCAUGAAAACUUGCUACUUAAAGUCGAACGAGAAACAUGAAGACGUGCCUUCAUCGACAGUUUCACUGGUUGGAUCCAACAUGGUGGCCAGAAAAGUGGAUGGAUCCAACAUGGUGGCCAGAAAAGUGGAGCAGAUAACGCCCACGGCCUCAAAGAAGCCAAGGCUUUCAACAGUCGAUAAUAAGAAUAGCGGUCACUCCAAUAAUGUAAAGAAAGGAGGCGGUUGUCCGUGGCCAACUUCAAAAUCAGGUAGAUCGUCAUUACCCAGUAAACUAGUUAGGAACUCGAUUGUAGAAAACAAACGUACAAAUACAAAUUCAAGCACUGUAAAGCAGCAACAACAUUGUAUGAUGAUGCCUCCACCUGCAAGGGAUUUGGAUAAGGCUUAUGAUGGUCAACAACAUCAUCAAGGUGGAAAAUUUGUAUUGAUGGAUUGGAAAAGGGGAAGAGACAAGUCAGAUUGA